This is a messenger RNA of Condylura cristata (star-nosed mole), 6733 nucleotides long. RefSeq names its product zinc finger protein 609 (gene ZNF609). The record is from RefSeq and is a predicted model, not a curated record. The transcript has 9 exons. Gene Ontology annotation, cellular component: nucleus. Bases 115 to 4350 code for a protein of 1411 amino acids. Gene Ontology annotation, biological process: regulation of transcription by RNA polymerase II. Lineage: Eukaryota; Metazoa; Chordata; Mammalia; Eulipotyphla; Talpidae.
CCACUGGGCAUGUACUGACCAAUGUGGCAGGUCUGAGAACAUAGCUGAAGCUGAAAAUAGGAAAGCUGGGGCAAGGAAGAGCCUUGAAUCUUGAGGUGGGACGUUGACUCUAAGAUGUCCUUGAGCAGUGGAGCCUCCGGAGGGAAAGGAGUGGAUGCAAACCCGGUUGAGACAUACGACAGUGGGGAUGAAUGGGACAUUGGAGUAGGGAAUCUCAUCAUUGACCUGGACGCCGAUCUGGAAAAGGACCAGCAGAAACUGGAAAUGUCAGGCUCAAAGGAGGUGGGGAUUCCAGCUCCUAAUGCUGUGGCCACACUACCAGACAACAUCAAGUUUGUGACCCCAGUGCCAGGUCCUCAAGGGAAGGAAGGCAAAUCAAAAUCCAAAAGGAAUAAGAGUGGAAAAGACUCUAGCAAACCCACUCCAGGGACUUCCUUGUUCACUCCGAGUGAGGGGGCAGCUAGCAAGAAAGAGGUGCAGGGACGCUCAGGAGAUGGUGCCAAUGCAGGAAGCCUGGUUGCUGCUGUUGCUCCCAAGAGCUCAGAGAAGGCGGCUAAGGCGUCCCGCAGUGUAGCCGGCUCCAAAAAGGAGAAAGAGAACAGCUCAUCUAAGAGCAAGAAGGAGAGAAGCGAAGGAGUGGGGACUUGUUCAGAAAAGGAUCCUGGGGUCCUCCAGCCAGUCCCCUUGGGCGGACGGGGUGGUCAGUAUGAUGGAAGUGCAGGGGUGGACACAGGAGCUGUGGAGCCACUUGGGAGUAUAGCUAUUGAGCCUGGGGCAGCGCUCAAUCCCUUGGGAGCUAAACCGGAGCCAGAGGAAGGGGAGAAUGAGUGUCGCCCGCUAAAGAAAGUCAAGUCUGAAAAGAUGGAGUCUCCUGUCUCUACACCAGCGGUGCUGCCACUGCACCUUUUAGUGCCAGUGGUCAGUAAUGACAUCUCAUCCCCCUGUGAGCAGAUCAUGGUUCGUACUCGAUCAGUCGGAGUCAAUACAUGCGAUGUGGCUUUAGCCACAGAGCCUGAGUGCCUGGGCCCCUGUGAACCUGGAACAAGUGUCAAUCUUGAGGGCAUCGUGUGGCAGGAAACAGAAGAUGGGAUGUUGGUGGUGAAUGUCACAUGGAGGAACAAGACAUAUGUAGGCACACUUCUAGACUGUACACGGCAUGAUUGGGCACCCCCCAGGUUCUGUGAUUCCCCCACCAGUGACUUGGAAAUGCGCAACGGUAGGGGCCGAGGCAAGCGGAUGCGUCCCAACAGCAAUACUCCUGUCACAGAGACAGCCACGGCCUCCGACAGCAAAGGGACCACCAGCAGCAGCAAAACCCGAGCAGGAGCCAACAGCAAAGGCCGUCGAGGCAGCCAAAAUUCUUCAGAGCAUCGUCCACCUGCCAGUAGCACCUCUGAGGAUGUCAAGGCCAGCCCUUCCUCGGCUAAUAAGAGGAAAAACAAACCCCUCUCGGACAUGGAGCUGAAUUCUAGCUCAGAGGACUCCAAAGGGAGCAAACGUGUUCGUACGAAUUCCAUGGGUUCAGCCACUGGCCCCCUCCCUGGGACCAAGGUGGAACCCACUAUGCUAGAUAGAAAUUGUCCCUCCCCUGUCCUGAUUGACUGUCCCCACCCUAAUUGUAACAAAAAGUACAAGCACAUCAAUGGACUUAAGUACCACCAGGCUCACGCCCAUACAGAUGAUGAUAGCAAGCCAGAAGCAGAUGGAGACAGUGAGUAUGGAGAAGAGCCCACCCUCCACGCGGACCUCGGGAGCUGCAAUGGUGCAUCUGUCUCACAAAAAGGUUCCCUGUCCCCUGCCCGCUCAGCUACCCCCAAAGUUCGGCUCCUAGAGCCCCAUAGCCCCUCUCCCUCCAGCAAAUUCAGCACAAAAGGUCUCUGUAAGAAAAAGCUGAGUGGGGAAGGGGACACAGACCUUGGAGCUUUAUCCAAUGAUGGCUCUGAUGAUGGACCCUCAGUAAUGGAUGAAACAAGCAAUGAUGCCUUUGAUUCUUUGGAAAGGAAGUGUAUGGAAAAAGAAAAGUGUAAAAAACCCUCUAGUUUGAAACCGGAAAAGAUUCCUUCCAAAAGCCUAAAAUCAGCCCGGCCCAUUGCCCCCGCCAUACCCCCACAGCAAAUCUAUACUUUCCAGACAGCCACCUUCACAGCAGCAAGCCCAGGAUCCUCCUCGGGCUUGACCACCACAGUGGUCCAAGCCAUGCCCAACAGCCCCCAACUCAAACCCAUUCAGCCCAAGCCCACUGUAAUGGGAGAGCCUUUCACAGUCAACCCUGCCUUGACACCAGCCAAGGACAAGAAAAAGAAAGACAAAAAAAAGAAGGAGUCUUCAAAGGAACUUGAAAGUCCUCUGACCCCAGGGAAGGUGUGUCGAGCCGAAGAAGGCAAAAGCCCAUUCAGGGAAUCAUCGGGAGAUAGUGUGAAAAUGGAAGGGCUCCUAAAUGGCUCAUCAGACCCCCACCAAAGCCGACUGGCUAGCAUCAAGGCUGAAGCUGAUAAGAUCUACAGCUUCACGGACAAUGCCCCCAGCCCUUCCAUUGGUAGCAGUAGCCGCCUAGAGAGCACUACCCCUACCCAGCCCAUGACUCCCUUACACGUAGUGACCCAGAAUGGAGCUGAAGCCAGCUCAGUCAAAACCAACAGCCCUGCAUACUCUGACAUCUCUGAUGCUGGGGAGGAUGGGGAAGGCAAAGUGGACAGUGUCAAAUCAAAGGACCCUGAACAGUUGGUUAAGGAAGGAGCUAAGAAAACUCUUUUCCCCCCUCAGCCCCAGAGCAAAGACUCACCAUAUUAUCAAGGCUUUGAGAGUUAUUACUCUCCAAGUUAUGCACAGUCCAGCCCAGGAGCUCUGAACCCCAACAGCCAAACAGGAGUGGAGAGCCAGGCCCUGAAGACAAAAAAGGAUGAGGAGCCAGAGAGCAUAGAGGGGAAAGUGAAGAACGACGUCUGUGAGGAAAAGAAACCAGAGCUGAGCAGUUCCAGUCAGCAGCCCUCUGUCAUCCAGCAACGUCCCAACAUGUACAUGCAGUCCCUGUACUACAACCAAUAUGCCUACGUGCCCCCCUACGGCUACAGUGACCAGAGCUACCACACCCACCUCCUGAGCACUAACACAGCUUACCGGCAGCAGUAUGAGGAGCAGCAGAAGCGGCAGACCUUGGAGCAGCAGCAGCGGGGACUGGACAAGAAGGCAGAAUUGGGCCUGAAGGAGCGGGAGGCAGCACUCAAGGAAGAAUGGAAGCAAAAGCCGUCAAUUCCACCAACUCUCACCAAGGCCCCCAGCCUGACAGACCUGGUCAAGUCAGGACCCGGCAAGGCUAAGGAACCAGGGGUAGACCCUGCCAAAUCUGUCAUUAUCCCCAAGUUGGAUGACUCUUCCAAACUCCCCAGCCAGACCCCAGAGGGACUGAAAGUGAAGCUGAGUGAGGCCAGCCACCUAGGCAAGGAGGCCUCUGAGGCUAAGACAGGUGCAGAGUGUGGCCGACAGGCAGAAGUGGAUCCCAUACUCUGGUACCGACAGGAAGCAGAGCCCCGGAUGUGGACAUACGUUUAUCCUGCCAAGUACUCAGAUAUAAAGUCAGAGGAUGAGCGGUGGAAAGAGGAGCGGGACCGCAAAUUGAAGGAGGAGAGAAGUCGGAGUAAGGACUCUGUCCCCAAGGAGGAUGGGAAGGAAAGCACAAGUAGUGACUGCAAGCUGUCCACAUCCGAAGAAUCCCGUCUUGGGAGCAAGGAGCCCAGACCAAGUGUCCACGUGCCUGUGUCCUCGCCCCUCACCCAGCACCAGUCUUAUAUCCCCUACAUGCACGGCUACUCCUACAGCCAGUCCUAUGAUCCCAGUCACCCCAGCUACCGGGGCAUGCCUGCUGUGAUGAUGCAGAACUACCCAGGUUCCUACCUGCCUUCCAGCUACUCUUUCUCCCCAUAUGGCAGCAAGGUCUCAGGAGGUGAAGAUGCCGACAAGGCACGAGCCAGCCCCAGUGUCAGUUGUAAAUCCAACUCCGAGUCCAAAGCCCUGGACAUCUUACAGCAGCAUGCCAGUCACUACAAGAGCAAGUCUCCCACGAUAAGUGAUAAGACGUCUCAGGAGAGAGAUCGGGGUGGCUGCGGGGUGGUUGGGGGUGCUGGCAGCUGUAGCAGCGUUGGGAGUGCCGGAGGGGGCGAAAGGAGUGUAGACCGGCCGCGCACUUCCCCGUCCCAGCGCCUGAUGUCCACGCACCACCACCACCACCACUUGGGCUACUCACUGCUCCCAGCACAGUACAACUUACCCUAUGCAGCAGGGCUUUCUUCUACAGCCAUUGUUGCCAGCCAGCAAGGCUCUGCUCCCUCACUCUACCCACCACCCCGGAGGUGAGAAUGAACACCAAGUGCCCGGAUAAAGUCAACCUCACGGGCCCGGACUGGCUCACCCAAGGAGGUGCUGGAGGUGCCAUUUAGACAUCAGUUAAAUGGUGUUGAUCAUCCUGUUUGCCGUUUCCACCAUGACCGAAGGCAGAUCCUUGGCUAUCUUGCCUCCACCAGACCCCUGGACUCCCCGACCCUCCCUCUUCCUGAGGAGCUGGAGAGCUGGUACUUAGCAAAAAUAUUUAUUCUCUCGGCCACAGUCGUGACUGUUGUGGCCUCUGUGGAGAUGAAGGCAUGGGGAGCAACCAGGGAAACAUGGCCUCAGCCCAGAGAAGUCACUGCUCUGUUCCUCAAGCCCCUGUCAGCUGCCAGAGCAGUACCAUCCCCUCCCCGACCCCCCUCGGGUAGGAACCCCCUCAAGCACCGGGUAAGGUCUGAAGACAGCACAGCAGCCAUACCCUCUCACUGUCAUUACCACCAUCACCAGAUCCUGCAUCUCUCCAGUGGUUUGGGCCCUGGGAAUUGGUAGCACGUGGAGGAAUUAGAAUCUCAGGAAAGAAAUGGGGACUGUUUUCUCUGUAAUUGUGAAAACAUGGUCUUCAAACAUGAAGACUUCUCCCCUCUCAUAUGAGCACAUAAAAAUGCUCAGAUCUUAGCCUGGAAGGGAAGACCAAGGCAUUUACCCCACCAUGGUCUUGGGUAACCUGCCAGGCAGAGGGCAGUGGUCCCACAACCAGCACAGGGCUCCCCGGGAACACCGGGAAUGAGCUGGAGCAUGAAUGGAGUCUGUGGAGUAGAACCUGCAUCCCACCAAGUCCUGCUGCUCCUUAGUCACCAACUCUUUGCCCUUUCCUCUUUUCCCUCCUGACUCCUUGGUGCCUUUCCCAGGGGAAGCUUCACGCUCAUCUCUCCUCUUGUUUUCCACUGCUUGGCUCUUCAGACUCGGGAAGGUAAAAGAGUUUUUCCCCAGCACAGGGAGCCUUAGUGUCUGCCAGCUCACCUUAGGGCAAGGUCCAGGAGGCAGAGCCAGGGGACACCUGGCAGUUCAGAGAGAGGUCCUAUCUCUUCAGCCAUCUGAGUAUCCUCAUUUAGGGCCACAAACAUACACAAUGCAGUUUCUCUGUACACAAGUAUGUGAUUUUUACAUAGCUCUAUCCAUAGCCCGUGUGUGUCAAUAUGAGCUGUGUUUCUUUCUGACACGUUUUGCAGGGACCAUUGACCAUAGAGGUUAUAUGGGCCUCAGACCCUGGGAUGACACAUCCAAGCCAUUACUCCUCAGGCCUCUACUCUUUGAGGCAGCAGACAUUUCUCUGCUCUCCUUAGAACAAGUCUCCUCGUCCAGGCUUUGUGUUCUUUGUACUGAGAAAGUGAUGAUUUGGUAGCUUUACUGGAGUCACUUCUUCCCCAAGGUAUGGGGAGCUUUAACUCUUACCCUGCUGUUAGAUCACCCCUUUGUUCUUCUCUCCUGUCUUUCUUUGACCUGGAUUGAAAGAUAAAGACUGACAGACACCAACCUAGCGGAGUUCAGAGAAGGGUUUGUGAUCAGAGUGCCAAAGGUGACCACUGAAGAGCGGGGGCUUGGUUUGGCGUGCAGGUGGAGGCCAGUAAGCACAAUGUCAGCCGGCGUUUUCCAAGAUCCUGGAGCCCUACUCCAGGGAAAAUUUAAGGUCGUUUGCCCAAGAAGAGCUCCUCUGACCCAGGUAGACCUUUCCUUUAGUUUUCUGUGUCCUUGUUUCUGUUCAAGUUGGGCUCUGAGCCCUCUCACUGUUUCAGACCUCUUUAGCAGUCUCCCUCUCCCAUCAUUCCCUCUGCUUCCUGCUGUGCCAGCAGGCAGUGCUCUGAGCAAUGACUUCCCUUUCAUCCAUGGAAGUGGUAGUGAGUUAGGCACCAUCACCCCAACUGAUUUGAGAGAGCUCACAGAGCGGACUGAAUUUCAGUGUGAUUUAUGCCCUCCCAGCCUCCUGUAGGGUGGAGCCUAGGGCCCAUCUCUAUCCCUGUUUGUUUUUAAAUAUUGUUGUGUGUUUUGUAUCUGUGGUGCUGGCUUUCAGCACAUUCUGUACAUAUUGUAAAGAAACCGUUAGGAGUAAUUUUCUUUCCCAUUGGGCAGGCAUGGGCCUACAUUCCUGCCCUUCCACUUUGUUCUGUAACACAGAGAAGAGGGACUUGCAUAUUAGCGGGGCACCCUUGGUUUCUACAGAAGGGAACAGCUUUUUGUUUUGUGUUUCCCCACCCCUUAAAAAACAUAUGGCUCUUUGUGAUCUUAUAUUUAAAUCUCCCUUGAAGAGUAGGAGCCAAGUUGCCCAGAUAAACAGGUGAAAGCCACAGUGGCAGAAUGACGCUGCCUCUUCCUGACCCUCUGGUCCCCAAUCCUUGCCGAGUCCCACUUCCCUCCC